Hypoxylon fragiforme is the source of this 1997-nucleotide messenger RNA. RefSeq names its product fungal-specific transcription factor domain-containing protein. The record is from RefSeq and is a predicted model, not a curated record. The transcript is spliced from 5 exons. Gene Ontology annotation, biological process: positive regulation of transcription by RNA polymerase II. Lineage: Eukaryota; Fungi; Ascomycota; Sordariomycetes; Xylariales; Hypoxylaceae. Bases 415 to 1902 code for a protein of 495 amino acids. Gene Ontology annotation, molecular function: transcription cis-regulatory region binding; DNA-binding transcription factor activity, RNA polymerase II-specific; zinc ion binding. Gene Ontology annotation, cellular component: nucleus.
CGCUGCGGACCAAAUCUCAAGACUCGACGUAUAUCGAAUGUACCAACCAGUCCCGGGGACCAUCCUGUCGUCAAAGUCACCUGGCUUGGCUAAUCCGUACAGCUGAAUCGUUACAAUGUGUCGUAUGAUGGCAUGAUAGCAUAUUCGAAAAAUUGGAUGACCAAAGUAGACAAGUCUGUUCUGUUAUCGCGCCAGUUUGAUUAUUAUUAUACCUACUACCCCGUCUGCUCCCCGUCUGCGCCGCCUGGGCCGUUUUUUUCUAGCCUCGCCAAUGUAGAGAAGUCAAAACCCGUGCUGAACAUGCAAGGCUCAGACCCCGCGGGAACGGCCUCAAACUGAAGACCUUAGAUCAUUUUCGACUUCCAAGUUUUUAUCACAUUACAAUUUAGCCACGUUUCUCGAACAUAAGAAAAGAUGGAGACUGUUAAGCGGACACAGGGAUGCUGGACCUGCAAACGACGUAAGAUUGGGUGUGACCGCGGCUAUCCAGCCUGUAACAACUGUCUUCGUACCGGGAGGGAAUGUCAAGGCUACGGGAUCCGCCUGGCCUGGCCAGAUCAGCCGGACGGUAGACGCAGACUAACUCGACUCCCGAACCACACGAUCUACCAUCACGAAAUCGACUCCGCCUACUAUGGCCAGCAAUUUUUGAAUGUGACCUAUACGGAUCUGGCUAUAGCUAGGAAAGUCCUGGCGCCCAUUGGCUUGACCAUCCUACGAGCCCAGCCACGCCCUGGAAGAAGUAUUCCCAUAUUCCCAAAUUUUCAGGAAAGGGAGUCGCAUCUGAUUAAUUACUAUCGGAGCAAGCUUUCACAGAUGAUAUCCACAAUUGAUGUCAACAACGGUUUCCGUGAAGAGCUGAUGCCUAUGGCGCUUUCGACUAUCGGUAGCGCUUCGGACGGUCUGCGGAAUGCUAUGCUUGCUGUGGCGGCUUUUCAUCUUUGGGGCGCUGGGGAAGCUCUAUCCUACAAGGCGGAUGCCCUCCGAUCUUUAUCUUCCUCUCUAUCGAGCCAGUCGGUCGGUAUGACCGAGACGCAGCUAGCCACUUCUAUGAUGCUAUGUGUCUAUAAUGUUUUCGAUGAGACGGAAGGUAACUGGAGCUUACACCUCCAUGGCGCCCAGGAGAUUCUUCGCAAGCUGGCAGAUAAACACGGCGGACAGUUAAAAUAUAGCUUCUUGUAUACAUGGUUCUUGUAUCAUGAAAUUCUAGGGGGCUUUAGCCAGCCUCUUCAACAUGGACCCAAUGGCCCAGCAUCCCUUCAACUUUUACAUGACUCAAAUUUUGACAAGACUUUGAUCAUAGGAUCGCUCGGGUGUUCAGUAGAAGUCAUGGAAAUUAUUAGCUUCGCCAACGGACUACGCGCAGCCGAGCUCCGGGGCGAAUCCGCCGACCUUAGUCCCCAGAAGCGAGCGCAGAGGGCCGACGAGUGGCAUUCGAUUGAGAACAGAGUUACAAAUCUUAUACAACAGCUAGACCCCCGCGAUGCGAGGCAGCUGCCGCAGCAAGAGCAGAUCAGGAUCUUAACCACCGCGGAGCUCUACCGCAUCGCGGCCUUCCUGUACCUGCAGCGGACGGGCGACUGCAACGCGCAGAACCAAGAAGCGAGAUCCCUGUACCUGGAGCAGGCGUUCAAGGCGCUCAACAGCUUAGAGGUCUGCACCAGCCCCUGGCCGCUCUUCGUAAUUGCCUGCGAGACCGAGAACGACCACCAGCGAAUAAUGAUCUUGCAGACGCUCGACCGCAUGGAUAACAGACGGCGCAUUGGCAACGUGUUCGUCUUGAGAGCUAUUAUCGAGUCGUUCUGGAAACAGCAGGACCUCCAGGCUGAUAGCUGCCGCGCUUCUAAUCUCAAGUGGUGGAACGUGGUCAACCUCAACAUCAACGCCCCGUGGAGUAUCUGAUUAUUAGAACCUGUGGUAUAUGUGUAUUGGAUAAACGACGAAAUCCACCGCCAUCAUCACCAUCAUUAUUCCCAUCACUAACUACUACCCCCUAU